CCGGGUGUCGCGCGAGGUCUUAGGCGCUUGCUUUUCCACCGCGGGUCCCUGCGAGGACCCUCGAGAGCACGAGAAAGCGCCCUGGGCGCGCUCAGUUGCGCGUGUGCAAGGUGCUAGCAAUGUUGGUUUUGUGGUGGUUGUCGCUGUCCCUACUGCGGAGAUAUCCUUGGAAGAGAAAAUCUUCUUAUGGAAGCGACUUCUAAUGAUGCUGUGAGAUUCUAUCCUUGGACCAUCGAUAACAAAUACUAUUCAGCGGAUAUCAAUCUGUGUGUGGUGCCAAACAAAUUCCUUGUCACCCCAGAAAUUGCAGAGUCUGUCCAGGCAUUUGUGAUUUACUUUGACAGCUCACAGAAAUCAGGGCUUGACAGUGUCUCCUCGUGGCUUCCCCUGGCAGAAGCGUGGGUCCCAGAGGUGAUGAUCCUGGCCUGUGACCGGGUGUGUGAAGAUGGAGUAAACCGACAAAAAGCUCAAGAAUGGUGCAUCAAACAUGGCUUUGAAUUGGUGGAGCUUAGUCCAGAGGAACUGCCCGAGGAGGAUGAUGACUUCCCUGAAUCCACAGGAGUAAAGCGAAUUGUACAAGCCUUAAAUGCCAAUGUCUGGUCCAAUGUAGUGAUGAAGAAUGAUAGGAACCAAGGCUUCAGCCUUCUCAGUUCAUUGACUGGGACAAACCACAACCUUGGGACAACAGAGUCACGUCACUCAGAGCAGCUCCCUUUGCCAGCGGCAGACAGGACAGAAUCGCUCCUGGACCGCGGUGCUGCCUCUAACACAGUGGAUGCCCAGGGCGACUGCCUUGUGGAUCCCAUGUUAGAUCUGGAUAUUCAAGAAUUAGCCAGCCUUACCACCGGAGGAGGAGAUUUGGAAAAUUUUGAAAGACUAUUUUCAAAACUAAAGGAAAUGAAAGACAAGGCCGCGACACUUCCUCAUGAGCAAAGAAAGUUGCACGCAGAAAAGGUGGCUAAGGCCUUCUGGAUGGCAAUUGGGGGAAACAGAGAUGAAAUUGAAGGUCUUUCUUCUGAUGAAGAUCACUAGCUUAUCCCUGCUAUGCUGGACUCACAAGGAUGCUAGCAGUCUCUCCCCAGGAUACUCCCCUACUGGAGCCAGUUAUGUUUUUCUGAGCUCUCCAUUAUUAUGUUGGCCACCAGAUUUGUUUUUAGGGUCCCUCUUAAUGUUAGUUUUUAGUAAGGAGUUUGGAGAAGUCUUUAUCCUUGAAGAGUAUAGUGACAAUGAAAAUUUCUCAAAUUCUUUUUUGUUAUGGGAGCGGGAUAGGGUGAGUCUCGGGAGUCUGUGUGAUUUGCCCAAGUUACAGCAGAAGGAAACCAAGCAGGCACUCUCCGCCAGCCUUUGUGUCGCCUGCCCUGCCCCCAUACCACAUGGCCCAGACAGGAGCUGGCGGGAUGAUGGGAAUGUCCCCAUUCGAGGGGCUUGCAGCUCGAGCUCUGCUGUUUUUUCCUGGAAGAAAAGAGCCUCAGAGUUCAGCAUGUGCUGUAGCGUGAGAAGCUGGGCAAGGGUGGCGGCCCCUAGGUUUCCAUCUAUCUGAGCACUUCUGAGCGUUUCUUUGACAUGUGGUGUCUGAGCUUGCACUGCAAAGAAUUGGAAAGCCAGUGCAUAUUUUUAGACCACCAGAAGUAAAGCACAGGUUUCCUAUCUGGUGUGGGAUAAGGAAGCUCGCUGCAGGGACGCCGGGGGCCUGUGUGAGAGCCCAAAGGCUCUGGUGUAGGUCCCGAAUACAGUAUGUUGAUGCCUGAAGUGGUCAUGUCACCACGAUAUGAAGACACUCUCCUGCCUUAGCCUUCUCUGUUGCUGCUUGAGCUCCCAGAGCUGUCACUCUUCAAGCCUCAGAACAAGCAAGUGGCCCCUUCACUGUGUGUGAAAGUGAGACACGUCACAGCCACAGGAGGCGCAGCGGUGGGCACCACGCACACACCUGAGCGCCUUGUUUCUCUCCCAGCAUGGAGGCCUCUUCCCUGGGUGCCUUUCCAGCUUGUAGCCCUGGACGCUGCUUUGUGCUUUAUCCAGGGCCAUGUACAAGGGAGUCAGCCCCAGAGAAAUCAGCCGAGAGCAGAGCCUCACAGGACAGAGGAGGGCACAACAAAUAAAAAUCCCUGAUCUCUUUCGGUGGACACUUGGGUAGUAUGUGUCGUCCAUCCUCUCUGGUCUGUCACUGCCGUGACCCCGGACUGGUGCAGUGCAGCAGAUGUUGGUGCUGGCACACGGACCUGUGCUGGUUCUGGUCAAGUGUGGGCUUUGAACCCAGGUUAGCUCACAGCAAGACUAAGCCUCAGACCCACUGCAGGUAGCAAUGUGUAAGGCCCUGGGGAGCCUGAGACAGCAGAGGACGGCAUGUUGCAGGGGCCACCACGCCUAGUGGAGCCUGUAGAAAGUGGCAUCCUGGGGAACAGUGGACACUCCUGCUUGCUGCUCCCACCCCCCUUUCUGAAGCUCUUUGCCUCUGUGGCUCACUGCCCAACAUCCCACUGGUGGAACUGAUACUUCUCUGAGGUGAUGUGCUGCUGUGAGGUAAUGUUUCUUGAGGGGGCCGUGUUACCCCCCCCCCCCCCGAUUAAAAGUGGAAGGGAAAUUUGCUUUGACUUUGACAUAAAGGUGGAACACAUACUUAAAAGAGAAAUUUUUAGAAAAUGUAUUAAGCCACUAGGGAAACGGAUUUAAAAAACCCUAUGAAUGUGAUUUUAUGGGUCAAGCAAAACCAGGUGAUUAAAGUGUGACUUAUUUCGAGA
Cavia porcellus (domestic guinea pig) is the source of this 2738-nucleotide messenger RNA. RefSeq names its product alpha and gamma adaptin binding protein (gene Aagab). The record is from RefSeq and is a predicted model, not a curated record. The transcript has 10 exons. The coding region runs from base 187 to 1032 and encodes 281 amino acids. Lineage: Eukaryota; Metazoa; Chordata; Mammalia; Rodentia; Caviidae.